CGACACACGUUGCACUUACGCGCCUGACAUGACCCGACAACGGUGAACUAACAAAUUGACAUUUUAGUUUUUUAAUCUGCGACGAGUUUAUUUUUUUUAAAGUGAAGUGCAGUGCCGCCGACAGGAUUGUGCGGUUUCGGAUUUAAUUGAAAAAGAAGUCGUCUAAGAAGGUCUUGUUACGCGUUACGAUCGCCAGUCCGAACACAUGACUCCAUAAUCCGCACGAAACAAACGAUACCGUAAUCAGACAAGAUGGUGGACACGCAGCACUUCUGUCUGCGCUGGAACAACUACCAGAGCAGCAUCACCAGCGCCUUCGAGAACCUCAGGGAUGACGAAGAUUUCGUCGACGUCACCCUCGCCUGCGACGGCAGAAGCCUCAAAGCUCAUAGAGUCGUACUCUCCGCCUGCAGCCCCUACUUCAGGGAGCUUUUAAAGUCGACGCCAUGCAAGCACCCAGUGAUCGUGCUCCAAGACGUGGCCUUCACGGACUUGAACGCGCUCGUCGAGUUCAUCUACCACGGCGAGGUGAACGUGCACCAGCGCAGUCUCUCCUCCUUCCUCAAGACCGCUGAGGUACUGCGCGUCUCCGGACUCACACAGACUGACGACUCGCAAGGGCCGCUCCUCCAGAACUUAACGCGAGCUGCGGCCGCGGCGGCAGCCUCCCCGCGCACGCCGCCGCACCCCGUGCAUACUCCGCACACGCCCCACACCCCGCACACCCCCGGCUACACCGACAAGCUGGAGGAGGCUCUGCUAUCGCACCCGCCUGCAGCCGCGCAAGCCCUGCUGCGCCGCGCCCCUCCGCCGCCGCGCCGCCUCAGCCGCUCCGCCGACAACUCGCCCGAUGUAAUCAAGCGCAUACGCCACGACAACAACAACGACCAGCCACAGAUACACGCCGCCGACUUCUCCACCAAAAACCACUCGAUGGUGAACAAUACGCGCGCCCACGACCAGGGCAAUGGGAACGGCAUCUCUAACUCCUCCUCUUCGCCAUCCCCGCGUCUCGAGGACGUCAAGCAUGAGCCCAUUGACAUGAUUUGCGCCUCCAAUGCGGACCUCGACCGCAGCGCAGACGACACGCCGCCGCACUCGCACCAUCGGUCCAUGGGCGGGCCGCCGUCGCGCGGCAGCUCUGCGGAGGCAGACGACCGUACUCCGCCGCCGCAGCUGCCACCCUCGCCGUUCAUCCCGCCAGCGGACACCAAGCUCUUCGCCCCAUCUAACACUUACAACUUCAGCAUGGCGGCUCUCACUGAGCAUUCAUCUUUGGCGGGUCUGCCGAGCCCGCUGGCGCCCGACGGCAUGGCCAGCACCUCGCAAGUGGGCCCCCUGGGCGCGGGGCACCGCUGCGAGGUGUGCGGCAAGCUGCUCUCCACGCGGCUCACGCUCAAGCGGCACACGGAGCAGCAGCACCUGCAGCCGCUGCACUCGGCGCGCUGCAGCCUCUGCCACAAGGUCUUCCGCACGCUCAACUCCCUCAACAACCAUAAGAGCAUCUACCACCGCCGCCAGCGCGCGCUGCCCGCCCUGCCCGCCCUGCCCGCGCUGCCUGCGCAGACGCAGCCGCAGAACCUCACCACGCAGGACCCCAAGCUCGCCCACAAUAUCGACUUCUACAAGUUCAAAGACCACUUCAACGUCUAAUCUCAAACCAUGCAACUUAAAGCAAUAUCAUUUUUAAUUCUUGUCUUCUUUUUAACGUUAGAUCAUUUUAAUAUAUCUUAGACGAUUUAUAUUUUUAACUAUAUCGAGGAUGUGUUGUAGAAAUUGCCUAUUGAUUCUAUUUACAAUAUAUGUUUAAUCUUUGAACUGUAGGAGUGGGUGUUGUCCGCUCGGCCGACGCCCGCGCAGGCGGCCAGCGGCGCGGUGACAUACGUGACAUCACAAUUAGCUAUAUGACAUUCCAAGCGACGAAAGGGAGAGUGGAGUUUGACGAUUUAAUGUUUGAAUUUUUUGAGAAUUGUUAUCAAAUGGUGCCACUUGCACGUCCGCGAGGUGCAAUACUGCGGUAUGUGGGAUAUUCCUGAUUUUUACACUAUGUUAAUGUGUGACAAUAAGGCGAAGAGAAAUAAUAAUAUUUUGAGAAAAGAGAAAAAUCUUGGUGCUGUAAAUUUAUAUAUUAGGCUUAAAUUUAUAAAAAAAAAGAGAAACAGUGUUCGUUAUAAGAAACAAAAGAGGCAUAUAAUUUGUAACAUUGUGUUCAUUUUCGGCGUUUCGCAAGUUUAUUUAUUCUGUAUUUUACCUUCUUGAUCUCACACUUAGAUAUUUAUACGAGAUUACUAAAAAAAAUCUAUUUAAAGUUAAUAAAAAAUUAUAUACACAGAUAUAUAAUUGGCUAAUGAGGCUUUCAAAUUUAUAUUUUAUUUAGGUGUUUUCUUUUUGUUCAUUGAUUAAGACUGAAACAAUCGGAAAAAAUAGCACCAAUAGAAAAGUUUCUUUGUAAAUGACCCGCGGGCCAUGUCACUCAACACACACAAACACAUACAACACAACACACAUGCAAUACAACCAAUACAAGUACCAGUACCGAAGUAGACCGAAAGUAAAAAUCCACCGAACAAACACAUACCACAGAACAAUAUAGUAGAUUUCGCUUUUUUUUUUCAAAGUCGACGCUAUUUCAUUUUAUGGCUUGUCUUUCUAGUCGACUAUAUUUUGUCACUUGCUAUCUUUUUUUUACUUUUUUGUUAUAUUUGAUGCACAGACGAAGGAUUACUUAGCAAAGUGAAUCGCAAAGUGCCAUUUAAGCAAAUGAUUUAUGGCUAUUUUAUUAUAUAUGUUUUUAUUUUAUUUAGUGAAGAUGUUUAGUUUCAAACGUAAGUUUUAACGCACUCUUGUGUUCGUUUCUAAUAUUUUUUUUAUUAUUUUUUACUCGUUGACAUUUCUUUUUACGUUUCUUUAUUUAAAUUAUUUAAUCUGUACUCUUUUUGAACGGUUUUUUUUACGUUACAAAGUUGCUAUUUCGUUUUUAAAAUUGUAAGUAAAUGACGCGCUAAUGAUAAAAUAAUUACAUUGUAGGUAACUAUUAAAUUGUAAUAACUGUCAGUGUUAAAUGUUCCUAAAUUUGAACAGUGAAUAAUUUUCCUUUACGACGUCUCGCUUGCCAUACAUAGUGUUUAUUAAUACCUUUACUAUUGCAAACGAGCAUUUAUAUACUAGUCUAGAUUCAGAAAGCUCACGUAAUUACAUAGAUUAUAAAUAAUAAUUACUAUAAUAUUUUCCAUUCGAUGUACAUCGCUUUUCUCGUCUGCGCCGUUACAUAGUCUUUGUGUUAGGAAACCUGUACAGCUAAUACCUUCAGUUUCUGAACGAUAGUGCUUGUAGUAAGUCAGUCUCCUAUCUCUUCUGGAUCUAGACUUUCGCGUUAAUGUUAAUCCAUAUGUAGAUUUGGUUAUAUACAAUACAUUAUAUAUGUUUUCGUUACACAACUAUACUCUACAAUUAUAGUUCAAUUAAUACAUCACUAUAUCUAUGUCGACUCGUAUUGUCGGUAACUAUUGUUAUUUUUCCCUUUUUUCAUAGCAAUAAGAAAUUUUUAAUCUAAGUGUAAAUGUAAAACAUAAUUUAUUGUAACGAUAUACAAUUUAAGUAAUUAUUAGUGCCUGCUUUACAUAAUUAUGAUUGUGUUUUUAUGGAAAAAGACAUAUUUUGCGUAAUCUUCUAAAAAAGUUAGGAGUAGUGUUCAACACUUUGCCUAGAAGGUAACGGAUCAAUGCUGAUAUACUUUUAAUGAGAGGCUUCCUAAAAUAAAAUUUAAUGCUAUUAUGUUAUAAGGUUUACGUUGUUAUUACUAGAUGCAUAAACGCUUAGCCAUUACUCUUUGUUUAGUUAUUUGAUAAGCUUUAUUAUUAUUCGUUUAAAUGAUUGGAAAGACUAGUGUUUUGGUGCUAAAACGGAACGUCGUUCGUCUUAGAAAAAUUGUUAAGCUAAAAUGGUAUAAAAAAAUUCGUAAAAGGAAUCAAAAUUUGUUUUUAAAUUUUUCGCAACAUUCCGUGCUUCGAGAGAAUGUUAAGUUUUUUUUGCAACAAAUUGCAAAUAUUGUAAGACGUAGUAAUUGUUGUUUUAUUUUACGUAAUAUAGAUGAUAGUUUUUACUGUUAAUUUGGGUUUGGGAAUUAAGUUAGUUGACUACUUAGAUGUAAGUUUUAUCUGAAUUCAUAGAUGUUAGUUCAUCUACGUUACUUUACAAUUACAGGGAUGUGCUGCUGAGAGUGGCAGUACGGUAAUUAUUUGGCUAAUUUCUUUCUAGCUAAAAGAUCUUAUGAUAUUAAAUUAUUUGUUUUUUGUUGAUCAAAAAUGAUUUUGCCAAAAGUAAUAAACGCUAUAGACUGAUUAGACUAAGUCCCGUUUGAAUUGUACACUAUUAGGCGUAUUCUCUAGAUUAAAAUUGUACAAUUAUUUACUAAAUUAACUAGUGAUUUUAUAUGGAAAAAAAAGUCACCAAGUCGGAAGCGUAUUUCGGUAUUUUAUCAAAAUUUCUGUUGUGAUUUUUGGAUCUUAAAAAUUUUAUUUAUAUCGUAGCUGCUAAGUUUAACGGGAUCUCAGGGGACCUUUUGGUCCUCGUGGGUUUUAAAGGGCGAUAACUACACCGUGUUCUAGGAAGCAGAACACAUCCCUGUUGAAACUACAUUAGUUAGGAUCUUAGCAAGUUUAAGACUGUUUCUGUGACCUGUUUAAGUUUUUUUUUUAUCUUUCUAACGUGUCAUGUACGCGUUCGGCGCACGUGUGUGUGCCACGCGCAAUGUUCGAUGUGUUCUUAUACUUCUUGUUGGCUAUUUUACCUAUUUUAUAAGGAAUCUAAAUUAAUUUAUUGGUUGUUGUAUUGAAAUUUUAUUUUUUUUUCUUCUUAAAUUAUUAUACUAUACUAUCCUUCGAUUUGUUUUUGUUGAUAAUUGGCACUUAUAAAUGUAAUGCAGUCCAUUACAAUACUUGUUCUCGAUGUGCCUAAAUUUAUUAUAUGUUUUUGUCUUCCAUUUGUCGCGAUUUAACUCAUUGGAACUAUGAAAUGUAUGUUUGUAACCAUUUCAUUUAUUAACAUUAUAUAUAAUCUGUCAUCUGUCAUCGGCGACCUAUAAUGGGCUGCACAUAAACUAUGUUUACAUCCUCCUACAUAUGUAUACCUAAAUAGUUCUUUCCCCCUUUAUAAUUUAAAAGUAAAUACUUGACGUAACUACUCAUAAAAUGUAAUUGUAAUCGUUAAACGGAACUUCAUAAAUCCUAAUAUUGAUGAUAAUGGCGUUUUUAAUAAAAACAAAUAUACAAU
Messenger RNA from Papilio polytes (common Mormon), 5271 nucleotides. It is a transcript of the gene br, whose product is annotated as broad-complex core protein isoform 6. Gene Ontology annotation, molecular function: protein binding. The coding region runs from base 253 to 1653 and encodes 466 amino acids. Gene Ontology annotation, cellular component: nucleus. The record is from RefSeq and is a predicted model, not a curated record. The transcript is spliced from 8 exons. Gene Ontology annotation, biological process: regulation of transcription by RNA polymerase II. NCBI's taxonomy places the organism in Eukaryota, Metazoa, Arthropoda, Insecta, Lepidoptera, Papilionidae.